UGUUUUAGAAUUUGCUGGGAGUUGUUUGCAGCCAUAAAUACCAGCUCCUCGAUCUCCUGAUAUUACUCUAUCAAGCUGCAGUGACAGCCACUGUAAGAAGUUACAUAGAAGCUGAAACCAGUUGGGACUCGCUUUUCGUUGAGGGCCAAUCUACCAACAACCAACAAUGAAAUGCAGUCUUGGACACAGCCACAGGCACCGCCUCUCUUCUUUUACUGCAAAAGGCUUCACCUCCUCAUGGGCAAGGCUAAUACUUAGGAGUCAUUAGAGCCACAAAGCACCUUUCUCCUAAAGUCUCACCCUUAUCAAGCUGGCUCAGACAGAGGUCCCCUGUAGCAUAACUGAAGAUGUACCCCCAUCUUCCACUCAAUCCAUAAGGCUCUGGGGGCCACACCUUCUGAAGACACUAAAGUGGUGGGUACUGCAGGGAUGCAUCACAUUUCCCUUUGGAGAAUCAGGUAAAGUUUCUCAACAGAUUGUCAUAUGGCGAACUGAGGUUUUGCUUUUUUUAAAAAUCUUCUGCAUGGUUUGAGAUUAUUUAUUUAGCACUCGCAGAUCAACUAGACUUUAUUUUGUCACCCAUUGCUACAUAGGUACAUAAUUUCUUACAAUCCUUGCAGUUCAACUUGUUUACCAUUACCUCACUGUCAUGUUACCUCAUGUGGACUAAACAACAGCCACCACACCUUUUUGUUUACUAUUAUGUCAUCCUGACCUUAAAUUCCGGUAGAUAUUGUCUACAUGAUCCAUGAGCUGUUAAAACAAAGUCUAAAAAAACACUGGUAGAAAGCAGUUUGGCUCUUUGUGGUCUACUAGCCAAGACAUAAAAGGAUAAACCCCAAAGCUUUAUAUUUUUUUCUCUAGCUUAUGACAGAUAAAUAAAAAUAUAUUUUGUGCAGAAUAAGUGCAGAAUUUGACUGCCAUUGGGGUUUUUUUGAGCUCCUGACUGAUCUUUGCAGGUACAUAACAUCUAGUGACAACUGCCAUUUUGCUUGUUUUUUUUUUAUUUCUUAAAUAUCUCUUUACUUCCAUCUAGUGGCAAAAUUUCCAAAUUGCUUCCUAGAAUUGUUCAGCAUGUGUACAGCAGCAUGUCCAAAUGUACUAUUUUUGGUGUUUUCUUUUCAUAAACAUAUACUGUUUUGUUUUGGGGGCGUGGGGGAUUGUUUUGUUUUUUGCAGCCCGAAUGCAUCUCCGUUCAUGUAGGCCAGGCUGGUGUUCAGAUAGGAAACACCUGUUGGGAGCUCUACUGUCUGGAGCAUGGAAUCCAGCCAGAUGGCCAAAUGCCUAGUGACAAGCCUAUAGGUGGCAACAAUCAUUGCUCUAGUGCUUUAUUCAGUGAAACGGAGGCUGGGAAGUAUGUCCCCAGGGCAAUCUUUGUUGACCUGGAGCCCACUGUCAUAGAUGAAGUUCGAACAGGAACAUAUCGUCAGCUAUUUCACUCUGAACAGCUGAUCUCAGGAAAGGAGGAUGCAGCUAACAACUAUGCCCGUGGACGCUACACCAUUGGGAGAGACAUCAUUGACUCUGUCGUUGACAGGAUCCGCAAACUGGCUGAUCAGUGCACUGGUCUUCAAGGAUUCUUGGUCUUCCAUUCCUUUGGUGGAGGAACUGGUUCUGGCUUCACCUCCCUGCUGAUGGAGAGAAUCUCUGUUGAGUUUCGCAAAAAGUCAAAGCUUCAACUGGCUGUUUCCCCUGCCCCUCAUGUUUCCACAGCAGUGGUGGAACCUUACAAUUCCAUCCUGACUGCCCACACCACCCUGGAGGACUCUGACUGUGUCUUCAUGGUGGACAAUGAAGCCAUUUAUGACAUUUAUCAAAGAAACCUUAAUAUUGAACGUCCUUCCUACACCAACAUCAACCGCCUUAUAAGCCAAAUAGUCUCAUCCAUUACAGCGUCACUUCGUUUUGAUGGAGCCCUGAAUGUUGACCUGACAGACUUCCAAACCAACUUGGUGCCAUACCCUCGUAUCCAUUUCUCUCUGGCCGCCUAUGCCCCUGUCAUCUCUGCUGAGAAACCCUACCAUGAGCAGCUGUCUGUGGCUGAAAUCUCCAAUGAGUGCUUUGAACCCUCAAACCAGAUGCUAAAAUGUGAUACUCAUCAUGGUAAAUACAUGCUCUGUUGUCUGAUGUAUCGUGGUGAUGUGGUGCCCAGAGAUAUCAACUCUGCUAUCAGAGCAAUCAAGACCAAACGCACCAUUCAGUUUGUGGAUUGGUUGCCCACAAAUUUCAAGAUGGGCAUCAACUACCAGCCUCCAACUGUGGUUCCUGGUGGAGACCUGGCCAAGGUGCAGAGGGCUGUGUGUAUGCUAAGCAACACCACAGCCAUCGCUGAGGCCUGGGCCCGACUGGACCACAAGUUUGACCUGAUGUACGCCAAGAAAGCCUUUGUUCACUGGUAUGUUGGGGAGGGCAUGGAGGAAGGAGAGUUCUUAGAGGCCAGAGAAGAUAUGGCUACUCUGGAGAAGGAUUAUGAAGAGGUGGCAGGUAUCAACUCAUUUGAAGAUGAUGAUGAAUAUUAAAAUGCAUUAUAUCUUAUUUGUUAUUUUCUGGGAUAAAACUAAUACUGGUUAUUUAUUAUUUGUAGAAGUGAGAUUAAAAUGUUAAAUUCUAAUCAGUUUACUUUUCUUCAAUUUACCUACAGACUCUGUAGGUUGUUUAGUUUGUAUCACUAUGAUAAAAUGUAAAAUAAACUGUUUUGAACUGUUGUUGCUCAAAAAAUUGCUUCCAAAAUGCAGUACUGUAUAAAAUG
Oreochromis aureus is the source of this 2749-nucleotide messenger RNA. RefSeq names its product tubulin alpha chain-like. Gene Ontology annotation, cellular component: microtubule; cytoplasm. The transcript has 4 exons. The record is from RefSeq and is a predicted model, not a curated record. Lineage: Eukaryota; Metazoa; Chordata; Actinopteri; Cichliformes; Cichlidae. Gene Ontology annotation, molecular function: GTP binding; structural constituent of cytoskeleton. The coding region runs from base 1281 to 2519 and encodes 412 amino acids. Gene Ontology annotation, biological process: mitotic cell cycle; microtubule cytoskeleton organization.